Molecule: messenger RNA, 1229 nt
Organism: Malania oleifera
Lineage: Eukaryota; Viridiplantae; Streptophyta; Magnoliopsida; Santalales; Ximeniaceae
Product: LIM domain-containing protein WLIM1-like
Exons: 5
Coding region: 454-1047 (197 amino acids)
Biological process (GO): actin filament bundle assembly
Cellular component (GO): plasma membrane; actin cytoskeleton
Molecular function (GO): actin filament binding
Source: RefSeq, a predicted model, not a curated record
CUCCAUAGGGGGCCAUCUAGGGGGCGAAGAAUGAAGGUCCGACCUCCAUAGGAGAAAAGAAAAGAAAAGAAAAGAAAAGAAAAGAAAAGAAAGAGACUAUUAUGGCAAGUUUGGCAACAGAAUUUUAUAAAAGGAAAAGCAUGGCAUGGAGUUGCUUUAAAUUCGGAUGAAAGGAUUGAACAACGGCCGCUCCUAUUCACAUUGCCUAUAAAUUUGCAUGCUGCUUUCCCGCAAUUCACUGCAACCCUCUCUCUCCCUCAUUCCUCUUUUAUGUAAAUGGAGUGGUGACAGGGAGAGGUAAGAAAUCAAGAGGCGAAGGGUAGCAGGGGUUGCAUGCAUUUGGAGGUUGUACUCAGCUGGGCUAGUUCUUCAAUUCCUAAUUAGCCCAGACCAAGAGCACCUGCCUCAACUCAUUCAUUGGAAGAUUGAUCGAUACCGAUAUCGAAGAUCGGCAUGGCAUACGCAGGUACAACCCAGAAGUGCAUGGCUUGCCAGAAGACGGUGUAUCUGGUUGAUCGGUUGACUGCCGACAACCGGAUUUUCCACAAGGCCUGCUUCCGCUGCCACCACUGCAGAGGUACCCUCAAGCUUGGCAAUUUCAAUUCCUUCGAGGGAGUUCUAUACUGCAGACCUCAUUUCGAUCAGCUAUUCAAGAGAACUGGCAGUCUGGACAAGAGCUUUGAAGGCACGCCAAAAAUUGUGAAGCCAGAAAAAACUGCAGUCAAUGAGAAUAUUGCGACAAAUAGAGUCUCAAAUCUGUUCGCGGGCACCAGAGAUAAAUGUGUGGGGUGUAACAAGACUGUCUACCCAAUUGAGAAGGUCUCGGUUAAUGGAACUGCAUACCACAAGAGCUGCUUCAAAUGCACCCAUGGAGGUUGUACAAUCAGCCCUUCAAACUACAUCGCCCACGAGGGAAGACUCUACUGCAAGCACCACCACAUCCAGCUCUUCAGAGAGAAAGGUAACUACAGCCAGCUCGAGAACGAGAAAGAUUUCGCAACUGAGAAAGUCACUGCUGUGGAAGUCUCGGUCGCAGCUAAAUCAUGAUCUGAUGGAAGAAAGUCAUCUUCAUUCAUUCACUCGUUUUUUCUCAAUUUGGCUAGCUCAAUAUUGCACUUGUCCAAAUAUUCUUCUUUUUCUCCCUUCUUGUCCAGAAUGGUUUUCCACUUGUAAAAUGAAACAGAAUGGGUUUUUGCUUGUAUGAAUGGAUUUCUUGAACUCUUUGGCAA